CCAUUCUCUGUCAUUUAUAUGGCUCCCUCUACUCCAGACCAGUCUAAACCACAGCUGACUCUGGCACUGCCCUCUCUGCAGGAUGACUACUACAGCCACCCGUUGGACUGGAGUAACAGUGGAAUCGUGGCCAUAGCCCUGGGAUGUGACGUGUUCCUGUGGAAGGCGGACACACCCACUCUGCAGGGCUGCAUCCAUCCCAGAGCAGCACCUUCUCUCCCACUGAGCCUGUCUCACUCUGUGUCUUCUGUGUCCUGGAGCAGAGAUGGAUGUACACUGGGCAUCGGGACCAAGGAGGGCGACGUGCAGCUGUGGGAUGUGGAGAAGAGGACCAGACUGAGAACUAUAACGUCACACCUCUCUGGAGUGGGGGCGCUUAGCUGGAACCAACACGUACUCAGCAGUGGUUCUGUUCUCGGGCUAAUCCAUCACCAUGACUACCGACUUGACACCCCGACAGUGGGUGUGUUCAAACAACAAGGGGCCGUGUGCGGGCUGGAGUGGGCGCCGCAAGGAGAUUGGCUGGCCAGUGGCUCAAUAGACGGCCUCCUCAACAUCUGGACCAAUGACCUGGGGUCUAAGACGAAGACACACCCACCUGCUAGGACAAUGACACAACCCAGUGCGGUCAAGGCUAUGGCAUGGUGUCCUUGGCAGAAGGAGCUGAUAGCCACAGGAGGGGGGCAGAGCGACGGUGUUCUGAGGAUCUGGAAUAACCAAUCAGGUACCUGCGUUGACUCCGCCCAGACCAACUCACAGGUGUGUUCCCUGGUCUGGUCAGAGGAGAGGAAGGCUCUGUUCACUGGCCAUGGUCUUCCUCAUCACCACAUAACCUGCUGGAGCCCCUCCCCCUCACUGGAAGAGACCUACCAGCUACAUGGUCACAUGGGUCGUGUUUUGCACCUGGCCCUCAGUCCCAAUGGAACCAAGCUCCUCUCAGCAGGAGCAGACUGUCUGGGCCAUGUCUGGAACACCUAUGACACCUAAAACACCUAGGACACCUAAAACACCUAGGACACCUAAAACACCUAGGACACCUAAAACACCUAAAACAUCUAGGACACCUAAAACACCUAAAACAUCUAGGACACCUAAAACACCUAGGACACCUAAAACACCUAAAACAUCUAGGACACCUACAACACCUAGGACACCUAAAACACCUAGGACACCUAAAACAUCUAGGACACCUAAAACACCUAGG
This is a messenger RNA of Oncorhynchus masou masou (cherry salmon), 1204 nucleotides long. RefSeq names its product cell division cycle protein 20 homolog B-like. The annotation marks the transcript as partial. Gene Ontology annotation, cellular component: anaphase-promoting complex. Gene Ontology annotation, biological process: anaphase-promoting complex-dependent catabolic process; positive regulation of anaphase-promoting complex-dependent catabolic process; positive regulation of ubiquitin protein ligase activity. The transcript has 7 exons. Gene Ontology annotation, molecular function: protein binding; ubiquitin ligase activator activity; anaphase-promoting complex binding. Lineage: Eukaryota; Metazoa; Chordata; Actinopteri; Salmoniformes; Salmonidae. The record is from RefSeq and is a predicted model, not a curated record.